This is a messenger RNA of Lepus europaeus (European hare), 6122 nucleotides long. It is a transcript of the gene MYO5B, whose product is annotated as myosin VB. The transcript is spliced from 39 exons. Lineage: Eukaryota; Metazoa; Chordata; Mammalia; Lagomorpha; Leporidae. Bases 84 to 5555 code for a protein of 1823 amino acids. The record is from RefSeq and is a predicted model, not a curated record. Gene Ontology annotation, molecular function: actin filament binding; ATP binding; microfilament motor activity. Gene Ontology annotation, biological process: actin filament organization; vesicle transport along actin filament. Gene Ontology annotation, cellular component: vesicle; cytoplasm; actin cytoskeleton.
CUGAGCGCCGCCGGGGCAGCCCGGAGCAGCGACCCGCCGCCCCCCGAGCGCGGCGCCCGGGCUCCGGCCCGGCGCGCGGGGUCAUGUCGGUCAGCGAGCUGUACAGCCAGUACACGAGGGUGUGGAUCCCUGACCCUGAGGAAGUGUGGCGCUCAGCUGAGUUAACCAAGGACUACAAAGAGGGAGACAGGUGCCUCCAGCUCAGACUGGAAGAUGAAACCGAUCGAGAAUACCCAAUCGACGUCCAAAGCAACCAGCUGCCCUUCUUACGGAAUCCAGACAUCUUGGUUGGGGAAAAUGACCUCACUGCCCUUAGCUAUCUCCACGAACCUGCGGUUUUGCACAAUCUGAAGGUCCGCUUCCUGGAGUCCAACCAUAUCUACACCUACUGUGGUAUUGUGCUUGUUGCCAUUAAUCCUUACGAGCAGUUGCCAAUCUAUGGACAAGAUGUCAUCUACGCCUACAGUGGCCAAAACAUGGGCGACAUGGACCCCCACAUCUUCGCCGUGGCGGAGGAAGCCUACAAACAGAUGGCCAGAGAUGAGAAGAACCAGUCCAUCAUCGUCAGCGGAGAGUCUGGAGCCGGGAAGACCGUGUCGGCCAAGUACGCCAUGCGCUACUUCGCCACAGUCAGCGGCUCAGCCAGUGACACCAACAUUGAAGAGAAGGUCCUGGCGUCCAGUCCCAUCAUGGAGGCCAUUGGCAAUGCUAAAACCACUCGCAAUGACAACAGCAGCCGCUUUGGGAAGUACAUUCAGAUUGGCUUCGACAAACGGUACCACAUCAUUGGGGCCAACAUGAGGACCUACCUGUUGGAGAAGUCCAGAGUGGUCUUCCAGGCAGACGACGAGAGGAAUUACCACAUCUUUUACCAGCUCUGUGCUGCUGCCAGUCUUCCAGAAUUCAAAGAACUCGCGCUAACGUGUGCAGAGGACUUUUUCUACACCUCCCAGGGCGGAGACACGCGCAUCGAGGGCGUGGACGAUGCUGAGGACUUCGAGAAGACGCGGCAAGCUUUCACGCUCCUGGGAGUGAGAGAGUCCCAUCAGAUAAGCAUUUUUAAGAUAAUUGCUUCUAUCCUGCACCUCGGAAGUGUGGAGAUUCAGGCUGAGCGGGAUGGCGAUUCCUGUAGUAUAUCACCCCAGGAUGAGCACCUGGGUAACUUCUGCCGCCUGCUCGGAGUGGAGCACAGUCAGAUGGAGCACUGGCUGUGCCACCGCAAGCUGGUCACCACCUCGGAGACCUACGUGAAGACCAUGUCCCUGCAGCAGGUGGUGAACGCCCGCAAUGCCCUGGCCAAGCACAUCUACGCGCAGCUGUUCGGUUGGAUCGUGGAGCACAUCAACAAGGCCCUGCACACCUCCCUCAAGCAGCACUCCUUCAUCGGCGUCCUGGACAUCUACGGGUUUGAGACCUUUGAGGUGAACAGCUUUGAGCAGUUUUGUAUCAACUAUGCAAAUGAGAAGCUUCAGCAGCAGUUCAACUCGCACGUGUUCAAACUGGAGCAGGAAGAGUACAUGAAGGAGCAGAUCCCUUGGACCUUGAUCGAUUUUUACGAUAACCAACCCUGCAUUGACCUCAUAGAAGCUAAGCUGGGCAUCCUGGACCUGCUGGAUGAAGAGUGUAAGGUCCCCAAAGGCACCGAUCAGAACUGGGCGCAGAAGCUCUACGACCGGCACUCGGGCAGCCAGCACUUCCAGAAGCCACGCAUGUCCAACACGGCCUUCAUCGUCGUGCACUUUGCAGAUAAGGUGGAGUACCUUUCAGAUGGUUUCCUGGAGAAAAACCGGGACACAGUGUAUGAAGAGCAGAUCAGCAUCCUGAGGGCCAGCAAGUUCCCGCUCGUGGCUGACCUGUUCCAUGACGACAAGGACCCUGCCCCUGCCACCGCUGCAGCUGGCAAGGGAUCGUCUUCAAAGAUCAACAUUCGCUCCGCCAGACCCCCCUUGAAAGCUUCCAACAAGGAGCACAAGAAAACUGUGGGCCACCAGUUCCGCACCUCCCUGCACCUGCUCAUGGAGACCCUGAACGCCACGACGCCUCACUACGUGCGCUGCAUCAAGCCCAACGACGAGAAGCUCCCCUUCCACUUUGACCCCAAGAGAGCGGUGCAGCAGCUUCGAGCCUGCGGGGUGCUGGAGACAAUUCGCAUCAGUGCGGCCGGCUACCCGUCCAGGUGGGCCUACCACGACUUCUUCAACCGGUACCGGGUGCUGGUCGCGAAGAGGGAGCUGGCCAACACGGACAAGAAGGCCGUCUGCAAGACUGUCCUGCAGGACCUCCUUAAGGAUCCCGACAAGUUCCAGUUCGGCCGCACCAAGAUCUUCUUUCGGGCAGGCCAGGUGGCCUACCUGGAGAAGCUGCGAGCUGACAAGUUCCGGGCAGCCACCAUCAUGAUCCAGAAAACCGUCCGCGGCUGGCUGCAGAAGGUGAAAUACCGCAGGCUGAAGGGGGCAACCUUGACCCUGCAGAGGUACUGCCGAGGAUACCUGGCCCGCAGGCUGGCCGAGCACCUGCGGAGGACCAGGGCGGCCGUGGUGCUGCAGAAACAGUACCGCAUGCGGAGGGCACGCCUGGCCUACCAGCGGGCGCGCAGGGCUGCCAUUGUCAUCCAGGCCUUCGCUCGGGCCAUGUUCGUGCGCAGAAUCUACUGCCAGGUCCUCAUGGAGCACAAGGCCACCGUCAUCCAGAAGCACAUGCGAGGCUGGAGGGCGCGCAGGCGUUUCCUGCAGCUGCGGGCCGCAGCCAUCGUCAUGCAGUGUGCCUUCCGGAGGCUCAAGGCCAAGCGGGAGCUGAAGGCCCUCAGGAUCGAGGCUCGCUCGGCGGAGCACCUGAAGCGGCUCAACGUGGGCAUGGAGAACAAGGUGGUCCAGCUGCAGCGGAAGAUCGACGACCAGAACAAAGAGUUCAAGACCCUGUCGGAGCAGUUGUCGGCGGUCACCUCCACACACGCCAUGGAGGUGGAGAAGCUGAAGAGGGAGCUGGCGCGCUACCAGCAGAGCCAGGACGGGGACACCAGCCUGCAGCUGCAGGAGGAGGUGCAGAGCCUGCGCACGGAGCUGCAGAGAGCGCACUCGGAGCGCAGGGUCCUGGAGGAUGCCCACAGCAGGGAGAAGGACCAGCUGAGGAAGCGCGUCACAGACCUGGAGCAGGAGAACGCCCUCCUGAAAGAUGAGAAGGAGCAGCUCAACAACCAGAUCCUGGGCCAGUCCAGAGACGAGGCUACCCAAAGCUCCAUGAAGGAGAACCUGAUGAAGAAGGAGCUGGAGGAGGAGCGGGCCCGGUACCAGAACCUCGUGAAGGAGUUCUCCCGGUUGGAGCAGAGAUACGACAACCUGCGGGACGAGAUGGCCGUCGUAAAGCAAACCCCAGGCCACAGACGGAAUCCAUCAAACCAGAGUAGCUUAGAAUCUGACUCCAAUUACCCGUCCAUCUCCACGUCUGAGAUCGGAGACACGGAGGAUGCCCUCCAACAGGUGGAGGAAGUCGGCCUGGAGAAGGCAGCCAUGGACAUGACGGUCUUCCUGAAGCUGCAGAAGAGAGUGCGGGAGCUCGAGCAGGAGAGGAAGAAGCUGCAGGGGCAGUUGGAGAAGAAAGAGCAGCAGGACAGCAGGAAAAACCAGGCGGAACAACCCAAGAACGACCUGGGUCUGGACCAGGAUGCGGAUCUGGCCUACAAUAGUCUGAAGAGGCAGGAGCUGGAGUCGGAGAACAAGAGGCUGAAGAACGACCUGAACGAGCUGAGGAAAGCCGUGGCCGACCACGCCACGCAGGACAACGCCACGCACAGCUCUCCAGACGGCUACAGCCUCCUGCUGAACCAGCUCAGGCUGGCCAACGAGGAGCUGGAGGUGCGCAAGGAGGAGGUGCUCAUCCUCCGGACGCAGAUCGUGAGCACCGACCAGCGCCGGCUCGCUGGCAAGAACGCGGAGCCCAACAUUAACGCCAGGACAAGCUGGCCUAACAGCGAGAAGCACGUGGACCAGGAAGACGCCAUCGAGGCCUAUCACGGGGUCUGCCAGACAAACAGGUUGCUGGAGGCGCAGCUGCAGGCCCAGAGCCUGGAGCACGAGGAGGCGGUGGAGCGGCUGCAGGCCCAGGUGGAAGCCCUGAAGGAGGAGCUGGACAGGCAGCAGCAGACCUUCUCCCAGACGCUGCUGCUCUCCCCAGAGGCCCAGGUGGAAUUUGGCGUCCAACAGGAGAUGUCCCGGCUGACCAACGAGAACCUGGACUUUAAAGAACUGGUAGAAAAACUGGAGAAGAAUGAGAGGAAGCUCAAAAAGCAACUGAAGAUUUACAUGAAGAAAGUCCAGGACCUAGAAGCUGCCCAGGCGUUGGCCCAGAGUGACAGGAGGCAUCAUGAGCUCACCAGGCAGGUGACGGUGCAGCGGAAGGAGAAGGACUUCCAGGGCAUGCUGGAGUACCACAAGGAGGACGAGGCCGCCCUCAUUCGGAACCUGGUGACAGACCUGAAGCCACAGACGCUGCUGGGCACCGUGCCCUGCCUGCCCGCCUACAUCCUCUACAUGUGCAUCCGGCACGCGGACUACACCAACGACGACCUCAAGGUGCAUUCCCUGCUGACCUCCACCAUCAACGGCAUCAAGAAAGUCCUCAAGAAGCACAAUGACGACUUUGAGAUGACGACCUUCUGGUUAUCCAACACCUGCCGCCUGCUCCACUGUUUGAAGCAGUACAGCGGGGACGAGGGCUUCAUGACCCAGAAUACGGCCAAGCAAAACGAGCAUUGUCUUAAGAACUUCGACCUCACCGAAUACCGCCAGGUGCUGAGCGACCUUUCCAUCCAGAUCUACCAGCAGCUCAUCAAGAUCGCCGAGGGCUUGCUGCAGCCCAUGAUAGUUUCUGCCAUGCUAGAAAACGAGAGCAUCCAGGGGCUGUCUGGGGUGAAGCCCACUGGCUACCGGAAGCGCUCCUCCAGCAUGGCGGACGGGGACAACGCCUACUGCCUGGAGGCCGUCAUCCGCCAGAUGAAUUCCUUCCACACGGUCAUGUGUGACCAGGGCCUGGACCCCGAGAUCAUCCAGCAGGUGUUCAAGCAGCUCUUCUACAUGAUCAGCGCGGUGACCCUCAACAACCUGCUCCUUCGCAAGGACGCUUGCUCUUGGAGCACCGGCAUGCAGCUCAGGUACAACAUAAGUCAGCUUGAAGAGUGGCUACGGGGAAGAAACCUUCACCAGAGCGGAGCAGUCCAGACCAUGGAGCCCCUCAUCCAAGCAGCCCAGCUCCUGCAGUUGAAGAAGAAAACCCAAGAGGAUGCGGAGGCCAUCUGCUCCUUGUGCACCGCCCUCAGCACCCAGCAGAUUGUCAAAAUUUUAAACCUUUAUACUCCCCUGAAUGAAUUUGAAGAACGGGUAACAGUGGCCUUUAUACGAACAAUCCAGGCACAACUACAAGAGCGGAACGACCCUCAGCAACUGCUGUUAGACUUCAAACACAUGUUCCCGGUUCUGUUUCCAUUUAACCCAUCCUCCCUGACCAUGGACUCAAUACAUAUCCCAGCCUGUCUCAACCUGGAGUUCCUCAAUGAAGUCUGAAGGCUUCCAACGUUAACUUGAGUCCCAGCAAAAGCAAGGAAGCGCAUACACACAGGAAAGUGAAUUCAGGGAUCUGUGUGAGGUGGUGAAAGUGGAUUCUAUCAGAGCCCGACUACACGUGGAGAGUGCUGCACUACACGGAACAAGCCACACCCAUGUCAUUAUUUUUUGUACCUACUGCUCAGAAUAAAAACACUUGAAAUAUGGAAAUUUUUUUAAGGUGGAUUUCAGUCUAAACACAUACACAUAAUCUAAGGCCACCCAAAAGUCCCCAUGGCCAUAUAAAAGGUGCCAGUUCUGUAAAAUGGAAGCUGCCUAGUUUUGCUCUUUGCAUAUAACUGGAGAAUGUCGAAAUUAAAAUUAUAUUAAAGAUAUAGCAAGUCACAUAAAUUGCCUUCAAAGGACUUUUACUAAAUAAAGGUACUAUUAACUAUGAUAACAACAUAUCCUGACCUUUACCCAGGCAGACGACCCCUAAGUGUGGAUGAGUUUGUAGUGAGAGGUUUCAAAUACAAAACUGUGGGCCCAGGCUUCCCAAUAAGUAUUCCCAGAGUACUUUUAAUGGCU